AUGCGGGUCCUCGCCGUACUCGCUUUCGCGGCUCUCCCGUACGCAGUGUCCAGCAAAUCGACUUUCGAUGCCAGCGGAGCGCAGAGCGUCCAUUCGUUGUCGAACGCUCCAGACGACCUGGAGCUGCUCAUAACUGAUACGUUUACGGUGUUGAGCCAUCCAGCGUUCCCUCGGCAUAGCGUCCGCGUCAAGAAAUCCAACUUCUGCGAUGGGACCGUCGCUGCGUACACAGGCUACAUCGACGUCGAGGCUCGCCACUUGUUUUUCUACUUCUUUGAGAGCAGACGUAGUCCCGAUGACGACGACGUCAUAUUCUGGACGAACGGCGGUCCCGGAGGGUCAUCUGCUAUUGGUCUUCUCAUGGAGCUUGGUCCCUGCAAUGCGGUGAAUUCCACCAACACGGAAUUCAACCCGUAUGGGUGGAAUGAUAAGGCAAACAUCUUCUUCGUAGAUCAGCCCGUAGGAGUUGGUUUCUCCUACGCUGACUUCGGACCCGUGCCUUCAAAUACUCAGAGUACUACGGAAGAGGCUGCCGUGGACAUCGCCGCCUUUGCCGCCAUAUUCUUCGAACACUUCAAAAAGUUCACUGGAAGGCCAUUCCACAUGGCCGGGGAGUCUUUCGGAGGCCGCUACGUUCCGCUGUUUGCAGCCGCGGUCCUCGACCAGAAUGCCAGGUUGGUUGAAUACGGCAUACCUCCCGUUAACCUGGCUUCGGUCAUGAUUGGGAAUGGGCUCACGAACUACCUUGACAUGUUGCAAUCCUACUACGACAUCAUGUGCACUCCAGCAUCUCUGCCGCCUGUGGAAACCAUAAGCGCUUGCGUACGCAUGAAACAAGCGGUGCGACAGUCACUCACUACGUUAUGGAAACUCCGGUCCACUUAA
Molecule: messenger RNA, 885 nt
Organism: Rhodofomes roseus
Lineage: Eukaryota; Fungi; Basidiomycota; Agaricomycetes; Polyporales; Fomitopsidaceae
Product: Alpha/Beta hydrolase protein
Exons: 7
Coding region: 1-885 (294 amino acids)
Biological process (GO): proteolysis
Cellular component (GO): fungal-type vacuole
Molecular function (GO): serine-type carboxypeptidase activity
Source: RefSeq, a predicted model, not a curated record